Pseudogymnoascus verrucosus is the source of this 783-nucleotide messenger RNA. RefSeq lists its product as uncharacterized. Bases 386 to 622 code for a protein of 78 amino acids. The transcript is spliced from 3 exons. The record is from RefSeq and is a predicted model, not a curated record. Lineage: Eukaryota; Fungi; Ascomycota; Leotiomycetes; Thelebolales; Thelebolaceae.
CGCGAGACCAGAGAGGAAUGGAGCCUCUAACUCGAUUCAGUCGGGGAGAAAAACCAAUAUAGAAUCAAUGUUUAUUUUAUCAAAGUUUUUAAGGUCUCCGUGAACCACUUGCUCUGGGAAAGGAACGGGAUGGUAAAACUAUGUAUUGCUCCAGGGAAGUGGAAGGAACAGACGUCAGUGAGGCUGGGGCAAUACUCUACGAGUAUAAAUACACUAAAGCUGAGCUGGGGUCUGCACAUCCAUAGAUAGCACUAAAGUAUAUUAAUAUCCAGCCUCGCCCACUCCCCUCUCACAGCUCUCUUCCUUUCCUCUAGUCGAUACCUUGUCCCAUACCUAUCAUCCCUCUCUUUCACGACGACAGCAAGAACCAGAAACGGCAGCAACCAUGGGGAACAGCAACAGUUCCCAGUACGACGACCGCGAAACACAGGAGUUCCACAGCCUGCCCAAGUCCAGGACACGCGGCGUGCGCACCGACCAGCGCACCCCAUACACCCAGCAGCAAAACAUGGGGUACAGAGCGCAAGAUCAGAAUGGAGGGCGCCAGCAACGCGGGUACAACCAGCAGCAGUAUAGCGGAAACCGGGCUCGGGAUGACAGGGACGACGAUCCGUGCUGUUGAUAAUGAAGAGUUUUGCUCUAUUGGCAAAGAUGACCCUGUGCGGGAUCAUUUCAUGGAAGUUAAUCUUAGCGUUGCUGAACUGCGCAUGGCAACUAUUUUUAGAUCACUACCGGCGCCUGUAGUUUCCUUCUCUGUAUCCAGCUCACUACCAAGCUUUAACU